Jatropha curcas is the source of this 654-nucleotide messenger RNA. RefSeq names its product UPF0426 protein At1g28150, chloroplastic. The record is from RefSeq and is a predicted model, not a curated record. NCBI's taxonomy places the organism in Eukaryota, Viridiplantae, Streptophyta, Magnoliopsida, Malpighiales, Euphorbiaceae.
GUCACCGGUGAUAAGCAAGUACAAGGGAUAACUACCACGCACCAGAAGAAAGCAGCUGUCUCUUGUCAACUGUCACGGGAUUUUAAAACAAAAAUAAAAAAAUGGCGUUAUCUGGGAAUUCUCCCGUAUUGGGCAUGUCGAAUCUGAAUUUGAAGUUGCAGAAGAGGCUAGGAGAAACCCAUUUAUCACAGUGGUCUACUUCUUCUUCUUCUUGGCUGAAUCGAGGCAAAAGUGGAGGGUCAGUUAGUUGGAGAAUCGUAUUUAGGGAAGGCUAUAGCAAGGUUAAAGCUUCGUGCUUUUUCAAUCCCGUCGAUCAGCCAAUCCUUAAAGAAGCUAUUAAGGAGCCAGUUGCUUUCAUGGGAGGGAUUUUUGCAGGGCUUCUAAGACUGGAUUUGGAGGAAGACCCACUUAAAGAAUGGGUGACAAGAACUGUGGAAGCCGCUGGUAUUACAGUAGAAGAUAUUGAUGCAGAAGGAUCAAAGCAGGAAGAAGUACCACAACAGAUUGAGAUUGAAUGAUUAUUAUCUUGGUUUUGCAAUAUCUGUAAUAUAUCUUUGUUGGCAAUAUUGCAUUAUAUGCUAAAAUUACUCUUAAUAGUGACUUUUGCUCCUUUUAUUUAAUUAAAUUUGAGGUGCGUUCAGGCUUCAAUCUUAA